Messenger RNA from Ipomoea triloba (trilobed morning glory), 1485 nucleotides. Its product is annotated as protein DETOXIFICATION 16-like. Gene Ontology annotation, molecular function: antiporter activity; xenobiotic transmembrane transporter activity. The transcript has 8 exons. Gene Ontology annotation, cellular component: membrane. Bases 1 to 1485 code for a protein of 494 amino acids. Gene Ontology annotation, biological process: xenobiotic detoxification by transmembrane export across the plasma membrane. The record is from RefSeq and is a predicted model, not a curated record. NCBI's taxonomy places the organism in Eukaryota, Viridiplantae, Streptophyta, Magnoliopsida, Solanales, Convolvulaceae.
AUGACCAUGAAUCCUUCUGAGCUGUGUGAAGAUCUUGUUGAAUCUCCUUUGACUGAAAAUGGUGGUUUUACAUGUCUCAGACGCCUGUCCAAGAAAUGGGGAUCUGAGACAAGUGAAGAGCUAAAGAAACAAUUACAGCUAGCUGGACCUCUAGUUCUUGUAAGCUUCUUGAAGUAUAGUUUGCAGAUGAUAUCUCUCAUGUUUAUAGGCCAUCUAGGAGACCUCCCACUCUCUGCUGCUUCAUUGGCCACUUCUUUUGCUCAAGUCACUGGUUUCAGCUUCGUGGAUGGAAUGGGAGGUGCGCUAGAGACAUUCUGUGGACAAGCGUACGGAGCGAAACAACAUCGGAUGGUUGGAAUACAUAUGCAGAGAGCUGUGAUAGUACUAAUGAUACUGGGAAUCCCCUUUUCACUUGUAUGGGCUUUUGCUGGGGAAAUCUUUGUUUUCUGCAAACAAGAUUCUGAAAUCUCAGCAAACGCAGGAACCUAUGCUAAGUGGUUGAUUCCCAGCAUUUUUCCCUAUGGGAUCAUGCAAUGCCAAGUCACAUUCUUGCAGACACAAAGCAUCCUGAAGCCCCUGGCAAUUACCACGGGGUUGACAAGCUUGAUCCAUGCCUUCCUGUGUUGGCUUCUGGUUUUCAAAUUCGGGCUCGGGAACAAAGGCGCUGCGCUCUGCAACUCGAUCUCGUACUGGAUCAUCGUGCUGAUUUUGGGAUUGUACAUCAGGUUUUUGCCGUCCUGCAAGGGAACAUGGACCGGGAUUUCGAAAGAGGGCGGGAAGAAUUUAUGCAGCUUUCUGUCACUAGGUAUUCCUUCAGCUCUCAUGCUUUGUGUGGUGAGAUGGGCAUAUGAGUGUCUAGUACUUGUGGCUGGUCUUCUUCCUGAUCCAAAGCUUGAGACAUCAAUGAUGUCUAUAAGCUUGUGUACCUCUUCAGUGGUGUUUAUGAUCCCCUAUGGACUUGCCUGUGCAGUGAGGACGAGGGUAUCAAACGAACUUGGAGCAGGGAGGGCAAAAGGCGCAGAGGUUGCAGCUCGCAUUGGUGUUUAUGUUGCUGCAGUGGAGGGGUUGGUUCAGUGCGUGGUUUGCAUUGCAGCCCGAAACGUAUGGGGGUAUUUAUUCAGCAGUGAUGUGGUGGUUGUCACAUAUUUGGCUUCCGUAAUGCCGGUGCUUGCCUUCUCCAAUUUCGUUGAUGGCUUUCAAGUAGUGCUCUCAGGAAACGCAAGAGGAUGUGGCUGGCAAAAGAUUGGAGCCGUUGUGAACCUUGGAGCUUAUUAUCUUGUCGGACUUCCGUUAGCCCUCAUCUUAGCUUUUGUACUAAACUUAGGUGGAAAGGGACUUUGGAUAGGAAUUAUUGGAGGCAGUAGCAUCCAGGCAUUACUGUUUUUAGUUAUUACCAUACGUACAAACUGGGAUGAACAGGCAAAGAUCAGGAUUUGUACUACCAACAUCUCCACACAUGUUAGUCACGAACAAGUAAAAGUCUAA